Neodiprion fabricii is the source of this 5077-nucleotide messenger RNA. RefSeq names its product probable chitinase 10 (gene Cht7). NCBI's taxonomy places the organism in Eukaryota, Metazoa, Arthropoda, Insecta, Hymenoptera, Diprionidae. The record is from RefSeq and is a predicted model, not a curated record. The coding region runs from base 452 to 3349 and encodes 965 amino acids. Gene Ontology annotation, cellular component: extracellular region. Gene Ontology annotation, biological process: carbohydrate metabolic process; chitin catabolic process. Gene Ontology annotation, molecular function: chitin binding; hydrolase activity, hydrolyzing O-glycosyl compounds. The transcript is spliced from 17 exons.
ACGAAGCCGGCGUUGCGCCUCUCUGACUGUAUGCGCGCCCGACCGGAGGCAUAACAGCGUUGAUACUAUAGUCAAAAUGAAAGGCACUUAAUUGUUAUCUACUAUAAUAUUGCUGUAUAUACUAAAUUUAAGAAUGAUAGUUUCAGUAUUUCCUGAACAUCUGACAGUGCUAGAACAAGUGUAUGAGUACGGACCACGUGGUGGAUCACCGUUUGACAAGUUUUGUGCAAAUUUUAUACGUAUUCUCGAUAUAUACAUACAUAUAUAUAUACGUAUAUACAUAAACGUACGACAUAUAUAUAUAUUCGAGUGGACACAUUGUACAGACAUUUAGACACGCUAUAUUACAAUAUCCAACGGAAUAAACGCACUGGUGUACAUAGAUGUAUUUUUUGAUUUUGUAAAUGCAUCGUUCGGUUUCUCGUAAAAAGGAUUACUCCAAGUUUUAGCCAUGGCAACACUGGGCGUAGCAACACUGUGUAUAGCUAUCCUGCUGUUGAGCUCAAGCGACAAUCCUGAAGCCGCAAGGAAAAGAUUGCGUCGACCGACGACCACGAGUCCAGCAAUUUCGACGGAUCAGGAAGUGUCAGCGAGCAUUAAUAGAUUCAAAAUAAAUCGUGGUCGCAUAAACACUAAAGGAUCAACAAACGAACUUCAGACGCCUAGCAAAAAUGAACACAAGAUUGUUUGCUAUUACACAAAUUGGUCCCAGUAUCGUACAAAGAUUGGAAAGUUUAUGCCCGAGGAUAUACAACCAGAUCUUUGUACGCAUAUUAUAUUUGCAUUCGGAUGGCUGAAGAAAAAUAAAUUAACAAGCUUCGAGUCGAACGAUGAAACCAAGGAUGGGAAACUUGGACUGUACGAGAGAAUAAUGACUCUGAAAAAGGCUAACCCAUCUUUGAAAAUACUUUUGGCCAUAGGCGGUUGGUCUUUCGGCACCCAAAAGUUUAAAGACAUGUCAUCGUCACGAUACGCGCGUCAAACAUUCAUUUACAGUGUUAUACCAUAUUUGCGUAAUCGUAAUUUCGACGGUUUGGAUAUGGAUUGGGAGUAUCCUAUGGGCGGAGAUGAUAAAAAGAAUUUCGUUCUGCUAUUGAAAGAACUACGCGAGGCUUUCGAGGCAGAAGCACAGGAACGAAAGAAACCGCGCUUAUUAUUGACGGCUGCGGUGCCGGUUGGACCUGACAACAUUAAAGGUGGUUACGACGUUCCAGCGGUUGCCAGUUACCUCGAUUUUAUAAACUUGAUGGCGUACGACUUUCACGGAAAGUGGGAAAAGGAGACCGGUCACAACGCGCCUCUUUACGCUUCGUCGUUGGAUUCGGAAUGGCAAAAGCAACUGAGUGUCGACAAUGCUGCUGCUAUAUGGGUUCGCCUUGGAGCUCCGAAGGAAAAAUUAAUAAUCGGUAUGCCUACGUACGGUAGGUCCUUCACACUGUCGAAUCCUGCGAACUGGAAAGUUCAUGCACCGGCAAGCGGAGGAGGAAAGGCUGGAGAGUACACCAAAGAGUCUGGUUUCAUUGCUUACUACGAGAUAUGUGAAAUGUUGUUGAAUGGCGCUGCUUACGUGUGGGAUGAUGAGAUGAAAGUCCCCUAUUUGGUUGACGGCGAUCAAUGGGUGGGUUUCGACGACGAACGUUCGAUCAGAAACAAAAUGCACUGGCUUAAAGAUAAGGGAUAUGGCGGUGCUAUGGUUUGGACGGUAGAUAUGGACGAUUUCAACGGAACCGUUUGUGGCGGGAACGUCAAAUACCCUCUGAUAAGUGCUAUAAGAGAGGAACUCAGAGGAAUGCCACGAGAGAAUAACGCGAAGGAUGUGAAUUGGAGUUUAGUGGCCGCAACCAUAACCGAAGAAGUUGUUGAAAAGCCGGAACCGUAUAAAAUUUCAGCAUCGGAACUACUGUCCAAAGUAAAAAAGGUUAACAAGCCCAUAGUGCAAUCAGCGAACAGUGUAGCAAAACGUGAAAGAGAACCCUUCACGAUCUGCUAUCUCACUAACUGGUCGUACAAAAGACCAGGAUCUGGAAAGUUCCUGCCUGAAGAUAUCGAUCCUACUCUCUGUUCUCACGUCAUCUACGCGUUUGCUACCUUGAAGGAUCAUUUGUUGACCGAGGGCAGCGACAAGGACGCUGAUAUGUACGAACGUUUGAUAGCUCUGAGAGAAAAAAAUCCCGACAUAAAGAUACUUCUUGCAAUCGGUGGAUGGGCGUUCGGUUCAACCCCGUUCAAAGAACUGACAAGCAAUAUGUUCAGGAUGAACCAAUUCGUCUACGAAGCGAUAGAUUUCCUCAGGGAAUAUAAAUUCGAUGGUCUGGACGUUGACUGGGAAUAUCCACGUGGCGCCGAUGACCGUUCUGCGUACGUGAAUCUUCUGAAGGAAUUGAGGGUUGCAUUCGAAGGAGAAGCCACGAGUUCGGGACAACCGAAAUUAUUACUGUCUGCAGCGGUGCCUGCUAGUUUCGAAGCUAUUGCUGCCGGGUACGAUGUACCAGAGAUAUCGAAGUACUUGGACUUCAUAAACGUGAUGACAUACGACUUCCAUGGUCAGUGGGAAAGACAAGUUGGUCACAACAGCCCGCUGUAUCCGCUGGAAAGCGCAACCAGUUAUCAAAAGAAAUUGACUGUGGACUACAGUGCUCGUGAAUGGGUGAAGCAAGGUGCGCCGAAAGAAAAAUUGAUGAUAGGAAUGCCGACCUACGGUCGAUCCUUCAAGUUGGUUGACAACGAGAAGUUUGACAUCGGCGCACCAGCUUCAGAAGGUGGAACCGCUGGAAAAUUCACGAACGAGUCUGGAUUUUUGUCGUAUUACGAGGUGUGCUCAUUCCUCAAUGAAGACAAUACUACUUUAGUUUGGGAUAGCGAACAGCAGGUUCCUUUCGCGUACAGAGACGAUCAAUGGGUUGGAUUUGACGACGAGCGGAGUUUGAUGAACAAGAUGAGUUGGCUAAAAGAAGAAGGCUUCGGUGGAAUCAUGAUAUGGUCUGUCGAUAUGGAUGACUUCAAAGGAACAUGUGGAACUGGCAAAUACCCGCUGAUCAAAGCGAUGAAAAAAGAACUUUUGGAUUACUCUGUUAAACUGGAAUAUGACGGUCCGUACGAAAGUUUUUCGAAGAGUGGAAAAUACACAACCAAGGAUCCAAAUGAAGUGGUUUGCGACUCAGAGGACAACCACAUCUCAUACCACUCUGACAAAAAUGAUUGCACAAGGUACUACAUGUGCGAAGGUGAACGAAAGCACCACAUGCCAUGUCCAGUAAAUCUGGUCUUCAACCCUAACGAGAAUGUGUGUGAUUGGCCAGAGAACGUUGAAGGAUGUCUACAGCAUACACAAGCCCCACCUGCAGCUUAAAGCUCAUUAAUAAUAUUAUACUAUGUAUAGAUUAAACGGAAGACACCAAGUGGUAAAUAAAUUUCUAUUUCUACAUGACUUAUUACCAAUAGCCUGUAUCGCAACUUUUUCCAGGCAUAUACAAUUCACAUACUCACUUACGCGCUAUCCCAGGACGCAUUUUUAUUUAGGAUACGGGACCAUGAACCUCGAAGUAACAAAAGUUUCAACGUUGUAGAGAAUUCUCAGAAAAAGCCUAUUGGCGGUCAGAUUGAAAUUCAUUAAUUAAUCACUCCUACCGAACUCUUGAUAUCGAAAAUCAUUUAAUUCGGCCUCUUUGAAGUCAGUACCGCUUCCUUGUGUUCAAUUAUAAAUCACUAUGAACACUGUAUCGGUUCAUCAAUCAUCCAUUGCCUUCAGAGUCCCGCUCCACGUGCGACGGAGAAAGUAAAGUCAUCCUCGUCAUCUAGACCAUAAAUUAUUCUCCCGAUUCGGCUUCUUUUUGCCAGUUUCUACACUUCCGGCUCAAUUACUGCAUCGGUUCAUUGACGAGGAGACAUCCUCUUGAAUUGAAAUUAAAUAUUUAAAACUCAUUUCGAUUUUGACUAAUUAUUACUCUAUCAUAUUGUUGUCUCAAAAUAAUUGGCUUCGUAAAAAAUUGGAACUGAUUUGCUUAAAUAUAUUGAAAUAAAAUACAAAAUAUUUACUGCAUGCCUGAAUAAUUACAUGUAAGAUGUAUAAUACAAAAUUUCAAUAAUGAGUUAAGAAAUAAAUAAAACGAGGAUCAAUUUGGUAUCCGAUGUAUCUUACUUUUACAAAGCAUAACUUCUUUUUAUUAUGUUUUUCUUCUGUCACAGUAUAUACCUAAUAUAUAUAUAUAUAUAUAUAUAUAUAUAUAUAUUUAUAUAUAUAUUACAUAUCCGCAUUGGUAUAUAUUGUCUUCCUUGCAUUUUACACCGAUAGUUUACUUUAAAUGUAUAGUAGAUCGUUAUUUAAGAUUAAGUGUAGCAUAUUUUAUUAUUAUAAGUCAACAUUUGUAAUAAAAUAAUAUAUAUACAUAUAUAAUACUGAAAACAAUUCAUAUUAUUAUACGAUGACCAUUUUUGUGGAAUUAAUUGUCGAGUAGAAUGCUUUCUAUCCCAAGCUAUAUUCCCGUCAUUCGGUGUAUUAUUAAGAAAUCACAAUAACUUUUGUUUCUAUCUACGUCGGCGCUGAUUAUUACAAGUGUAAUGUUGAUGCUACAAUGCGCAACAGCUGAAUUAUGCACUUUUGAUUGAAAUUCUAUGUUCGAUAUGUAAAAUGAAACGUCUCCAGUGGGACAUUGGUAAUAUGCAACGUAAUAUCACUCUUUAUAAAUUAUUCAAAAAAUUUAACACCCAAUCCCACAGAGGCACUCCUCAGUAAGCUACGAUACUGUUGUUGUUAUUAUUAUUAUUAUUAUUAUUAUCAUUACUAUUAUUAUUAUUAUUAUUAUUUAGCGCUUCAAUUAUAGAGCCGUUUUCAUUAUUUCAUAAUUAAUCACAAUCAUUGUUAUAAUGAUAAAUCUGGUCAGAGCUGUUGGGGAUAUUCGUCAAUUCAUAGACAUAGGAUAUGAGUUCCAGUCACGAAGUACAACAAAAUUAUCUAAUUCAAGGUAAAAGGAGAAACGAAGCAUCAAAAAAUCAUUACCACAUUAUAACGGAUUUUUCCAGACCAAAAUGACUGGUAAUUUUGGUUCUCAUACUUUUGCACGCGUUUAGAAACUGAAAA